AUGGAAGUCGAUCAUGUUGACACCACCAAUCAGCAGGGUCAGUUGGAUGGCCACAGAGACCACAGAGAACAGCGUCGUUUGACGUCGAACGCCACCGUUGUUGGACUCGGCUUUGGACAAUCAGACGCCUCAUGCACUCGGCGGCCUUACGUGGUUCCGACAGCUUCAGUUUGCCAACCAACCGAGCAAGCUGCUUGUGCAAAUGCUCUAUUGGCGAUGGCUCUGGCUUUGGAACCAGAGAUAAAGGUACUCCUCCCUCUGUACACCCAACCGGUCACUCAUUCCGUCGUUCACCACAUUCAGACGAGAGGUCCCCGUGUCCAUGCCAACCCGCGCCGACUUCAUCCGGCAAAUCGUCCUGUUGGGCCCCAAAGGAUCUUCAGAAGUUAUAGAGUUGGCGAUAUUGUUCACACACUGAAGCAAUCAGGACAUCAAGUGGCUCUUGCUCGUACGCUGGAUUCCCUCUGCGUUGGCGUGUGCUGUCUCUCGGAAAUAAGGUUACAUGUUACGAGUAUCGUAACUGAACUGACUACCCCCUCGCUUUCCUCUCGGUUCCGGUUGCGCGCCUCUGGUGAUGCAGAGGCCGCUGCAGCUGGAUACGCCGGGGUCGAUAUUGCACUAAGCGACCGAGUGGGAGCGUCCCUGCUUAAUAGGAUACCCUUUGGUAGUUGGCGUCGUCGUCGCCUCUGUGCGGUUCGUCUGGCAACGUCUGUGAAGGAGUCUCACAAGCGGCAAGUUGAUAGAUGUCUGUUUAUCGUGUCUGCCUAUGCCCCAACUGAUUGUAGCUCUGACAUCGUCAAAGACAGGUUUUACGACGCCCUGAGUGCUCUGCUGCGGCGAGCAAAAAGCUCAGACAUUGUGGUGGUUGCCGGAGAUAUGAAUGCGCAAGUGGGCAGGCUUAGUGCAUCUGAGACUCAACUGGGAGGUCGACAUGAACUGGACUCGGUACGCACGGACACUGGGGAACGAUUGCUUCAGCUUUGUGCUGAUCGCAGGCUGUUUUAUGCAGUACUAACUUCCGGAAUAGCCGAAGUCGUCUGGCCAGUUGGUGUCCUCCAACAACAGGCCGGCCACAAACUCAAAUCGACCACAUUGCCAUCAGUUACCGAUAGCCUUCUCAGUUUGCUCACCUUGCAACGCCUAGACCACCGGUUCACGGUACAAAAAAACCUUGAUUUGCGUCGUCUUCUGGUUGGCGAUAGUCGACUCAUCUCUUCCAUAGUCGAAUUCGUGGAAGAUUCUUUCGCUGCAUUCCUUCAGUCGGUCAGCUACCUUCCUCUGACUCCGGUAGCGAGAGACGCUUGUUCACAGAUCAUUAGUCAGUCAGUGAAAUCACGUGUCGUCGUCUUUGGCCUUCUGCUUCACCGCAAUCAUCUAGUCAGCUUGGUCCGAAUGAAAGGUCAUGAGCUUCAUCCGGCCGACAUACACUUGAUCAUCAAUCUGUUACGGGCAAACUAUAGUGGCAUAGAUGAUGAUUUGAACUUCCCACCCACUCCCGUCUCUUCUCACAGCGGCUUCCUCUAUGCUAAUAUCGCGUUCCUCGACAAUCACACAUCUUCGGUGCUUUUGUCUGUCGACAGUACUCAGUUCUAUGCAUUGGAAGAAGCAAAGGAUGCCAUCUUUGAUCGACUCAAAUCUACGAACGGUGGUGAAUACGUAACAGCCAUCACUACUACGCAGUUUCCUUCGGUUCGUGAUAUCGGCGUUCCAGAACUACGGCAUUUAGUGUGUAAAUACCUCCCUACGGCUCAGUACGUAGCCACCGAGUGGACUGUUCCCUAUUUGGAUCCCCAAUCGGAUGGCGCCAGUUGCAGCGUUUCAGGCGAUUCCCAAAUCUCGGAGACUAGCGCUCUACGAGCAAAAAUUCUGCAAGCCUACCGGAGAAUGUACUGCCGACUGCACAAUCGGCGUUAUAACAUUCGGCUCAUUUAUCAGUCCACUCCGACGGAAGUAUUUUUUGCUUGGCUUGGCAAAUCCUUGGCCACAAUAGCAGCAAGCUUUCUAUUUGUUUACCUUGGCGGCUAUAUCGGUGCCGGUGAUCUCGGCAAAGAUAAUACUUCCACCCGGAUUGGGAAGACCGGGUCAGCUUUUUUGAACCUGCGUCACCUGUGGCGUAGACGUGAUAUCAGCUUUUCUUUCAAGGGUGGAGUUUGCAAUGCUGCGGUGCGCUCCAUAUUACUAUGUGGAUCAGAAAGCUGGCCGCUUCGCGCUGAGGACGUCAAAAGACUUUCAAUGUUUGACCAUCGAUGUCUUCGGAGCAUUGCCCGAAUCUUGUGGGAACACCGGAUCAGCAAUGCUGAAGUUCGUCGAAUGAUAUUCGGAGGAACUAACUCACCUACGAUAGAUGAACUGAUCACAUUGUAUGGUUGCGCUGGUUUGGAUACGUGCUACUACCGCUCGACUCCAAAUCCAUCUACACCGGAGGGCAAAUCGCCUGAAGAGACACCAUUCUACCGCAUUCCUCGAAGAACCUUUGAUCCUCUGGAACCUCCGAAAGAGGAAGCGGCAUCAUCAAAUCAGAAAAUGGAGUCUUAG
Molecule: messenger RNA, 2535 nt
Organism: Opisthorchis viverrini
Lineage: Eukaryota; Metazoa; Platyhelminthes; Trematoda; Opisthorchiida; Opisthorchiidae
Exons: 10
Coding region: 1-2535 (844 amino acids)
Biological process (GO): endosome to lysosome transport via multivesicular body sorting pathway; protein targeting to vacuole
Source: RefSeq, a predicted model, not a curated record